ACGAGGGAGGAUGCUCAGAGCGAAAGCAACCUUUCCAGACACCAGUGAAGUAACAGUCUGCGCGUUGUUCUCUGCUCUGGAUGCUACUGCUGGGAUGUGUAUUUUGGAAGACGGGUCGGGCAGCAGCCACCCAGCAGCAUCCCCGUCACUGAGCCUGACACGAAUGACAAGUAAAAGAGCGCUUUCAAGCAAGUGAAGAGCACAGGAAUGUGCACAAGUCUGCCGGGCUCCUCUCAGGCGUCUCUCAGCGACAUUUUGGACCUUUUGGACCUACCUCGAUUUGUUUGGAAACACCCAAACCCAGUAGAGUAGAAUUCGCAGAGCAACUGAAUUCGUUUUAUUUUGAAUUUGCAUUUAAUUUCGUUGUUGGGCGGGGAGUUGGUUUGUUGGGAGUGUUUUCUUUUGUCAAGCGCCAAGACAAACUUCUACCAUGGCACUGGUUAUGGAGCCUGUGAGCAAGUGGAGCUCCAGUCAAGUGGUUGACUGGAUGAAAGGCCUGGACGACUGCCUGCAGCAGUACAUCAAGACCUUUGAGAAGGAGAAAGUAGGGGGUGACCAGCUGCUGCGUAUCACCCACCAGGAGCUGGAGGAUUUGGGAGUGUCCAGAAUUGGCCACCAGGAGCUCAUACUGGAGGCUGUGGACUUACUCUGUGCUUUGAAUUACGGGCUCGAGACGGAGAAUCUGAAGACGCUCUCUCACAAGCUUAACGCGUCUGCCAAGAACCUGCAGAACUUCAUCGCAGGCCGGCGGCGCAGCGGCCAUUACGACGGCCGAGCCACCCGCAAGCUUCCCAACGACUUUCUUACCUCUGUGGUGGACCUCAUCGCUGCUGCCAAAAGCCUCCUGGCGUGGCUGGACAGGUGCUCCUUCUUUUUCAGGUCUCCAUUUGCUGCAGUAGCAGAUUACUCCGUGACCAGAAACAAUGUGAUCCAGCUGUGUCUGGAGCUCACUACGAUUGUACAACAGGACUGUUCUGUGUACGAAACGGAGAACAAGAUCCUGCAUGUGUGUAAAACUCUGUCCGAAGUGUGCGACCACAUUAUCUCCCUGUCCUCGGAUCCAAUGGUGUCCCAGUCUGCACAUUUGGAGGUUGUGCAGCUAGCUAACAUAAAAUCCACUGAAGGCUUGGGUAUGUAUAUCAAAUCAACGUAUGAUGGCUUGCAUGUAAUCACUGGGACGACAGAAGGAUCCCUGGCUGACCGUUGUAAGAAAAUCCACGCUGGAGAUGAAGUCAUUCAGGUCAAUCAUCAGACAGUGGUGGGCUGGCAGCUGAAGAACCUGGUGAACUUGUUGCGUGGGGACCCGGCUGGUGUCACCCUAACGCUGAAGAAACGCCCACAGAGCACGCUCACAUCAACCCCUGCUCUGUUAAAAAACAUGCGAUGGAAACCAUUAGCUCUGCAACCAAUCUUCCCUCAGAGCCCCAGCAGCAGCGUUGCAACGCCCACCAGCACUUUAAGCACUCCAUCCAGGAGGAGUAGCUGUGCCCUGCAGGACCUCUUCAUCCCCCCUCCUCCAGCAGAGCCCUACACCCCCAGAGAUGAUAAAGGAAAUCUGCCCGAUGAGGAUCCUCAGUCGGACGUGCCUGUCGCAGAGGGCUCUGAGUCACCAAACUCCUACCUGGACCAGGAGUGCCGGCGGCAAUUUCCUCUGGUGGAGGAGGAUGCUAUACUGUACUGUUAUGAGUAUGACCAGAACCAAGAGGCGUCCUCAGUCCGCAGGGGGAGCACUCCCACCUAUGGCAGGCUUAGGCCCAUCUCAAUGCCAGUGGAAUACAACUGGGUGGGAGACAACGAAGACAUGGCCAAGCCGAAGAGAGAGAGCAGGAGAGAAAAUUCCCUGCUACGUUUUGCGAGUGAGGACAAAACCCCUGGGGAGGACUUCCUACUGGGCCGCAGUCUGAGUCAGAACAGGAGGAAGACUGAGCGAGGAGGCAGCCCCACCCACUACACACUUGUCCCCGCUCUGCAGAUGGAAGUCUCCCUCUCUACGUCCAGCUCUGACUCUGCAUCCCUGUAUCAUCAGGUGUUUGAGCGAUCUUCACUGCUGUCAAGGUCUAAGAAGAAGAGCAAAGCUGGAAGUCCGAUGUCUUCAAUCAGCAAGCGGCGGAUUUCCUGCAGGGACUUGGGUCAGGGGGACUGUCAGGGCUGGCUGUGGAAAAAGAAGGAUGCAAAAACCUAUUUUUCACAAAAGUGGAAGAAGUACUGGUUCAUCUUGAAAGACACGUGCCUGUACUGGUACAUGAAUGAGGAGGAUGAGAAGGCAGAGGGCUUUGUCAGCCUUCCAGAGUUCAAGAUUGAUCGUGCCACUGAAUGCAGAAGGAAGUUCGCUUUCAAGGCUUGCCAUCCGAAGAUAAAGACCUUCUACUUCGCUGCAGAAAAUGUAGAUGACAUGUCCCGGUGGCUGAGUCGCCUGAGCAUGGCAGUGGCAGGCUACUCCGAGCAGGAGAAAAUGCGCCAGGACCAAGAUUACUGGAGUGAGAGUGAUCAUGAAGACAUGGAGAUGCCUUCAAUGACCAAACAGGACAGUCCACCACCACCUUACGACACAUAUCCCAGAGCGUCUUCAGUAAGUCCCUACCUGGAACCUAAACGUGGCCACCUCUCCUCAUCUGACACAUUCCAGUCACGUUCCUCUCAUGAGGAAUUCCACUCUGAGCCUCAGGAAAGCAGCAGCAACAACGGCGUCUCCCCCGGGCAGAAGACGAGCAGCCACCGAAACUCGUGGCAGGACCAGAUGGAGAGCAACACGAGGAUGCACUACCUCCAGACGUUUCCCGUGGAGGAAUCCCUGCUACAUGAGGAUAGAGACCAGCUGGCGAUGGAGUACCGCAGGCAGUCCACCCUGCCGGCGCAGCGCAACCUGCUGCAAGAACAGUACAGAGCGCUGCCUCUGCCCCUCAGGGCCAGUAUCGAUUCAGAUGCAGGGGGGAAACCUCGCAGCUUCACACUUCCCAGAGACAGUGGGCUCCACGCUAUCCUAGCUGCCACCGCUGCUGCAGCAGAUCAGAGAGAACCGCAGCACUACCAGCUGGACCGAGCCAGAGACUCAGGUCACAGACGAGAAUGCAGAAUGCAGACGGACUCUCUGGUGGAUUUGUACCGGGCUCUGGAGCAGACCAAUUUGUCCACCUCUGCCGACCACAGAUCAGCCGGCCGCUUGGAGUACAAGCGCUCAUUUGUCCGCCGAGUUAAUGACCCCUUGCUAAAUGACAAGCUUCACCGCCUGCGGAUCCUCCACAGCUCGCUGAAGAAUGUCCCUCUUCAAGACACGAAUCGGUCGUUGGGUUUCUUAGGGUAGCCUGUCAAGGACUGGCUGUGUAAUCUCUCCCUGUGCCUCAUGCUGCCAGCUUCCCACUGCUGGAGAUAAAAGGCACCGUCUUUUACCUGCUCGGCUUUCCAUCCCAUCUCCUUUCACUGCUCCUUUAUCUUCUCUCACCCCGCAGAAGCACAAAGACUUGGUGUCCCUCAUUGCCUCAUCUCUCUCUGUUUUCUAAUGAGGGCUGUGCCAGGAGGCAAAAAAAAAAGAUGUGUGGUUUGACUAAACAGCUAAUAGACUUACAGGGUUUAUAGCAAAUAAGCACUUUGUGUCCGUGUCAAAGAUUCGUCAGAGAGAUUUUUAACUCAUCGUCACAUGCAUGGCCACCUCCCGUCGCUUCUGUCGAAUCGUUUUGAAUAUUAUGCUGGAGUUGUGUGCAGCCGCUCACGUUUUGGAUGUGCACAACAUUUCAUUAUGCAUGUAUGUUUGAUUCCUGGGAAUAUUUGUUCUAUGACUGUACAGGUUGUUAAGCGUAUAUAUAUAUACAUAUAUAUAUAUAUAAACAUACAUUAUAUAUUUAAUAUUGCAUCACGAGAACAGUGACUACACAAUGUUUUGGGGUACUUUAUAAAUUGUAAAUCCAGUGCUGUGCCUCAGUGAUAGUGAAUGUACGCUGUACUUUUCCAGGCGAGACUAGAGAAGCUAUAGAAAGGAGCUAUUCCUCAUAACAGAGGCACAAAAAUACAAUGGUUGGCAAUAAUGAACUAGUAUAGUAAAUUACAAAGGAAUGAUCAGAAUAGUUGUCUAUUUUUGUAUGCAUGCUGUCUACCUGAUUGUUUGUAGAACAGUUUUGUAUUUCUAAGUGAGUUUGUUCUGGAGAAUACUGGUGUCACCCCUGAUGUCACCCACCCACACCACACCCAACUCCACGUGCACACAAGUGCAACAACCAAUAUGGUGUUUUUUAAUUCUUCUUCAACAAACCGUUUUUUUUUUUUAAGUGUUCAUUAUAAAAAAGAGGAAUAACUGUAUUUAUUAAGUGUUUAAUGUACCAGCAUGCUUUGUAAGACUAAAACACAUUACCAUGCCAUUUGAAACUGACUCACAUUGCACAUCUGUGCCAUAUUGUAGCGACAUUACUUUUUUUUUUAUUAUUAAAUAAAGUAUGGUAUGGACACAG
Molecule: messenger RNA, 4439 nt
Organism: Mugil cephalus (flathead mullet)
Lineage: Eukaryota; Metazoa; Chordata; Actinopteri; Mugiliformes; Mugilidae
Product: connector enhancer of kinase suppressor of ras 2-like
Exons: 22
Coding region: 431-3301 (956 amino acids)
Biological process (GO): regulation of signal transduction
Cellular component (GO): cytoplasm; membrane
Molecular function (GO): protein binding
Source: RefSeq, a predicted model, not a curated record